UCACACUGACUUCCCGGAUAACAUGCAUACAAACCCCGUCGAGUUCAGCGAAGAAAAACAACCCUGAGGAGGAUUUUCUUUGUGUUUCCCAGUAGAGUCUGGUUCUACUGGGACUGAGGAGGGUCCGGGUCCGGGUCCAGGUGUUCCAAACCGAACCAGACUCCAUGGCAGGUGUUUAACAGUCCAGGAUGUCGUCCUCCGUCCCCCUGUCUCCUCAGAGGGACAUGUCGGUUCUGCAGGUGAACCCGGCCAAUGUCCCAGCGCUGGAGAUCAAACUGGGAGCUCUGGUGGUGCUGCUGUCCGUCACACUGCUGUUUGGCUUCACCCCCCUCUGCAUCAUCAGGGGGGCAGGACGAUGCAGCGUCGACCCAGAUUUGCGUCGCCGGUUUCUGAGUCUGAUCAGUUGUUUUGCCGGAGGUGUUUUCUUCGCCACUUGUCUGUUGGAUCUUCUGCCUGAUUAUCUGGAAGGCAUCACCGAGGCCUUCACCAAUGCAGGGAUCACUCUCCACUUCCCUCUACCUGAGUUCAUUAUGGCCAUGGGGUUCUUCUUGGUCCUGGUCCUGGAGCAGAUCCUCCUCACCUUUAAGGACCAGUCGUCUUUUCAGCGUGAGGAGAGGCGGGCCCUGCUGGUGGACUCCAGCGUCCAGGCCAACGACAGGAACGGUCGACACCAUCACCGCCACGGAUCUGACGAGUCGGACGGCGGACAUGUCCACGUGGACUUCAGCUCUCAGUCGGCCUUACGCACCUUCAUCCUGGUCUUCUCCCUGUCGCUGCACUCGGUGUUCGAGGGUCUGGCCGUGGGUCUCCUGGAGGACGGGGCCGAGGUCCUGGAGGUCUGCAUGGCCUUGAUGAUCCACAAGAGCAUCAUCUCGUUCAGCCUGUCCAUGAAGCUGGCUCAGGGCCGUCUGCGGCGCUCGGUGGUGGUCGGCUGCCUGCUGCUGUUCGCCAUCAUGUCCCCGGUGGGCAUCGGGCUGGGCGUCGGCCUGACACAGACCAAGGCGUCGCCGCAGCAUCAGCUGGCGCGGUGCACCCUGGAGGGGCUGGCAGCCGGGACCUUCAUCUACAUCACCUUCAUGGAGAUCCUGCCCCAUGAGCUCAGCUCCUCCAGGAACCGCAUCCCUAAGGUCGCCAUGCUGUUGCUGGGCUUCGCCGUGGUAACCGGUGUGCUCUUCAUCAAACUGUAACCAUGGCAACAAGGAGGUUAGAAAAGAGAUGCUGCAGUGAAAGCACAUUGAAUGCACCAAACAGAUUCUCUGAACUAAUAUAAUGUUAGUUAUGAGGAGCAUCACAAAAUACUGACAAAGUAUCUUAAAUCAAUAACAAAAUAUCACAAAAUAAUGACAAAAUAUUUGUAAAUAAUGACACUUACAUAAAGUAAAGAUGAAAUAUAUCAAAAUAUUGGCAUACUUCCUCUAAAUAACAUAUCCUCCCGAGACCCAUGAAAGUAAAAGUUUUGGCUUUUUUACAUUAAAUAGAGUCUUAGUUGGAAACAGUAUGAUGCAACAGUUUUUUCAGAUACAUUUUUUUUUUUUAUGGAAUAUCCUUUGAAUAUCCUUUCCAUAAGUAAAGCUGUGAAAUUCUUGUUUCCUACAGAGGACAACCAUGCAUUGCUGGGUCCCAGGAGAUUAAAUUCAUGACAAAAUAUCAUCAAAUAAUGACAACAUGUAGUAGAUAAUGCCACUCUGAAAAAGUAAAGACUGAAUAUUGUCAAAAUAUUGGCAUACAUCCUCCGGAUAUCAUAGAGUAACAUGCACACCUCAUUAUUUAGAGACACUCAUCCGUUAUUUUGAUUCACAUGUUGAUGUUUUUUACUGGUCACCUGGUCAACGGGCUUCCCCACAUUCACAAAGUAACAUUUCAGAGUCUCCAAACACAGACUCGUGUAAAGACAGUGGAUCAUAUUUGAUUCAUUUUAUUGAUUUUUUUUUUUUUUACAUACAUAUUACUCCAACAACACACACAACAGCAG
This is a messenger RNA of Sphaeramia orbicularis (orbiculate cardinalfish), 1972 nucleotides long. RefSeq names its product solute carrier family 39 member 3 (gene slc39a3). The transcript has 4 exons. Gene Ontology annotation, cellular component: plasma membrane. Gene Ontology annotation, molecular function: zinc ion transmembrane transporter activity. Bases 189 to 1187 code for a protein of 332 amino acids. Lineage: Eukaryota; Metazoa; Chordata; Actinopteri; Kurtiformes; Apogonidae. The record is from RefSeq and is a predicted model, not a curated record. Gene Ontology annotation, biological process: zinc ion transmembrane transport.